UCUGAUAAUUUCCAAACCCACGUAAAGACAUAGAUAGAUUCAUAUACGAAGAAAAAAUAACUCUGUCUCUCUUUCUCUCUCAUACUUUCUCUCUCCUAAAGUACAGUUGAAGAAGCUUUGGUUUGGGGAAGCUUCAUGGAUUUCGACUCAAACUGAAAAGCUCACAACCCAUUUCAGAAAUUGUGUUGUACUAACAAGUGUUGACUCCGAAGCUUGUCUCUUUCAGCUCCGGGUACUGUGGUGUUUUUGUUUUUAGUUUGUCUUAUCUGACACUCAAUUGAUUUCUUUUGAACAUUCCAACCAAAGCUAUAUAAGUUGUUAGCCUCUUCUUUUGUUAUUGUUUGGUGGACUUGUGUACACAAUUGUUGGGUGCCAAACUAGGGGGAAGGUUGUUAUUAGAAGAGAUAGUGUUUGUACUGCUUUGAAAUUGUACAAUGGAACAUAAUUUGGGUCAAGAACCUGCAUCAGGUUCCUUUGAUAAGUCUAGGGUUUUAAAUGUUAAGCCGUUGAGGACUCUUGUUCCCGUGUUCCCUUCACCGUCUAAUCUAUCUUCAUCUUCAACUCCCCAAGGUGGUGCUCCUUUUGUUUGUGCUUCCCCUUCUGGUCCUUUCCCAUCUGGAGUUGCACCCUUUUACCCUUUCUUUGUGUCACCCGAAUCUCAGAGGCUUUCUGAACAAAAUGCACCAAACCCAACCCCUCAACGUGCCACACCAAUUUCUGCUGCUGUUCCGAUUAAUUCGUUUAGGACACCAACCGGGACGACAAAUGGAGAUGUGGGCGGUUCGUCCCGCAGGAAUAGCCGGACGCGUAGUGGACAGCUCAUUGAGGAAGAAGUUGAUGAAAUUGAUGUAGAAGAUGGAACUGGAGAUGGGGGUUCAAAGCACAAGAAGAGGGGAAGAAAACGACGUGCUAGCGGUGUUGGUACCAGUAGUGGUUUGGUUGUUGUUGAUGUUGAUCUAGAUGUAGUGGCUAACGAAAUUCUCCAAUCAAUUAAUCCCAUGGUUUUUGAUGUAAUAAAUCAUCCUGAUGGUAGCAAGGACUCUGUGACAUAUACACUUAUGAUAUAUGAAGUGUUGCGAAGAAAGCUUGGACAAAUUGAAGAGUCAACAAAAGAUGCUCAUACUGGAGCAAAGCGGCCUGAUUUGAAGGCAGGAACAGUUAUGAUGAGUAAAGGGGUUAGGAGUAACAGCAAGAAAAGGAUUGGAGUUGUGCCUGGUGUUGAGAUUGGGGAUAUUUUCUUCUUCCGAUUUGAAAUGUGCUUAGUGGGACUACAUUCACCUUCUAUGGCAGGAAUCGAUUACCUGGGUUCCAAAGCAAGUCAAGAGGAAGAGCCAUUAGCUGUUAGUAUUGUCUCAUCUGGAGGAUAUGAAGAUAAUACAGACGACGGGGAUGUGUUGAUCUACAGUGGCCAAGGUGGAGUUAAUCGUGACAAGGGAGCAAGUGAUCAAAAGCUUGAAAGGGGUAAUCUUGCUUUGGAGAAGAGCAUGCAUAGAGGUAAUGAUGUGAGAGUUAUUAGGGGUUUGAAAGAUGUAAUGCAUCCAACUGGGAAGGUAUACGUCUAUGACGGUAUUUACAAGAUUCAGGAUUCAUGGGUGGAGAAAGCAAAGUCUGGUUUCAAUGUAUUUAAGUAUAAAUUAGUAAGGAGUCCCGGGCAGGCUGAUGCAUAUGUGAUAUGGAAAAACAUUCAACAAUGGACCGAUAAGUCAGCUUCAAGAACAGGGGUUAUAUUGCCCGAUCUUACUUCCGGGGCUGAAAAAGUACCUGUUUGUCUUGUGAACGAUGUUGAUAACGAGAAAGGCCCUGCAUAUUUCACUUACAGCCCUACUCUCAAGAAUUUGAAGGCAGUUGCUCCUGUGGAAUCUUCCGCUGGAUGUUCUUGUGUUAGUGGAUGUCAAGCUGGCAAUUAUAACUGUCCAUGCAUUCAAAAUAAUGGAGGUCAUCUCCCGUAUUCUGCAGCUGGGUUACUUGCGGACCUAAAAUCUGUGGUACAUGAGUGUGGUCCUUCCUGUCAGUGUCCCCCUACUUGCCGAAACCGUGUUUCCCAAGUUGGCAUGAAAUUUCGUUUGGAGGUUUUCAGAACCAAGAAUAAAGGUUGGGGUCUAAGAUCAUGGGACGCUAUUCGUGCUGGAACUUUUAUAUGCGAGUAUGCAGGGGAAGUCAUAGAUAAUGCUAGAGCUGAGAUACUUGGCAGUGAAAACGAAGACGAGUACAUUUUUGAUUCUACACGCAUUUAUCAGCAGCUGGAAGUUUUUCCUGGUGACAAUGAAGCUCCAAAGAUCCCAUCCCCGCUUUAUAUAACAGCAAAAAAUGAAGGGAAUGUUGCUCGGUUUAUGAAUCACAGCUGCUCUCCUAAUGUACUGUGGCGUCCGGUUGUACGAGAAAAUAAGAAUGAAUCGGAUCUCCACAUUGCUUUCUUUGCAAUUAGACACAUCCCUCCUAUGAUGGAGUUAACUUAUGAUUAUGGGAUAAAUCUUCCUCUCAAAGCCGGUCAGAAGAAAAAGAAAUGCUUAUGUGGAUCUGUGAAAUGCAGGGGAUACUUUUGUUAAUUGUACUCAAGUAUAAGCUCUAGUUAUGUGAAUGAGACAGCAGCAGGAAGAGAUUAUUUAGAAAGAAGUUAGCAGAUAAACUUUUCCUUUUGGCAGUUCUAGUAGUUUUUCUAGUUUUGCUAAUGCGGUUUAAGUUAUAAAAAAGUUAACCGUAAUUCUGUAAGACUCAUUUUGUACAAGUUGUUUCCUCAGCUUGCUGUUAUUUUCUCUCGGGAUGGAUUUUGAGUAGUGUUUUUAGUCCAUUCAGUGAGGAUGAACUUAACAUGUAGAAUCAAAUAUUUAGUUUGUUGCCAUCAUUUUCAGAAAUCAUCCUAAAUUUUUUUUCUUA
Messenger RNA from Cicer arietinum (chickpea), 2874 nucleotides. RefSeq names its product histone-lysine N-methyltransferase, H3 lysine-9 specific SUVH1-like. The record is from RefSeq and is a predicted model, not a curated record. Gene Ontology annotation, molecular function: protein binding; double-stranded DNA binding; zinc ion binding. NCBI's taxonomy places the organism in Eukaryota, Viridiplantae, Streptophyta, Magnoliopsida, Fabales, Fabaceae. Gene Ontology annotation, cellular component: nucleus.